Messenger RNA from Elaeis guineensis (African oil palm), 1994 nucleotides. RefSeq names its product chaperone protein dnaJ A7A, chloroplastic. NCBI's taxonomy places the organism in Eukaryota, Viridiplantae, Streptophyta, Magnoliopsida, Arecales, Arecaceae. Gene Ontology annotation, cellular component: cytoplasm; chloroplast thylakoid membrane. Gene Ontology annotation, molecular function: heat shock protein binding; ATP binding. The record is from RefSeq and is a predicted model, not a curated record. Gene Ontology annotation, biological process: protein refolding; response to heat.
CCCUCCUACGCCUCUCCUCCCUCCCUCCCUCAUCACACGUCGAAGGCGGCCAAAGGUUCAGACGCUUCCGGAAAGUCCUCGGCCCCGCCCCCCGAGGGGAAAGGGAGAAGAGGAGCUCGGCCGCCUUCCCGCCUCCAAUUCAGGGUAAUGGGUGACGGAUUUGUUUUCUUGCCUCCGGGUCGACUGGUUAGAUGAAGGGGAAGACAUUGAGAGGGAGAGAAAACUGCGGUAGAGUAUCCGGUGGCAGGAUGGAUUCUGGCCUUCAGAUGCAGGGAGGUUUUAAAGCGACUUAGACAUGUGAUUACUCAUUGGUCUGGUGGAGGAAGAGUUUCAGUAUCUGCACUGCAUGAAGCAUAGCCAGUAUCAGCAUGAUGGCAAUUAUACCGUGUGGAGGUACUUCAGUACCUCAGUUGGGAGAACAGCCUCAAUUAAUGUUCAGAUACACGCCUCAAGUAGCAAAGGCAUGUUGCUUUAGUAACAAGCUUCUGAUGCCCCAACCCGGUACCUUCAACAAGGAAAAAUAUUUGGCAUCAUCAUGUGCCAGUUUCUUUGCCCCAGUUCCUGCUUCUGCUCUAUUCAAUAGUUGGGCAUGUCAAAAUCUUCGACGUACUAGGGGGGCAAGACUUGUAGUCAGAGCUGAUAGCGAUUAUUACUCUGUUUUUGGCGUGUCCAAAAAUGCCAGUAAAUCAGAAAUCAAAAGUGCUUAUCGGAAGCUUGCGAGGACUUAUCAUCCAGAUGUAAACAAAGAACCUGGAGCAGAGCAAAAAUUUAAGGAGAUUAGCAAUGCUUAUGAGGUGUUGUCAGAUGAUGAGAAGCGAGCUAUGUAUGAUAAAUAUGGAGAAGCUGGUCUCAAAGGCGCUGGCAUGGGCAUGGGGGAUUUCACUAACCCAUUUGAUCUCUUUGAGUCGUUGUUCGAAGGCAUGGGUGGAAUGGGUGGAAGCAGAGCUGCUCGUAAUCGGCCAAUGCAGGGUGAUGAUGAGAUCUAUAAUCUUGUCUUAAAUUUCAAGGAAGCAGUCUUCGGAGUGGAGAAAGAGAUUGAAAUAACAAGGCUAGAGAAUUGUGGGACCUGUGAUGGGUCUGGUGCCAAACCUGGUACCAAGCCGAGCAAAUGCGACACUUGUGGUGGUCAAGGCCAGGUUGUAUCUUCUGUUCGGACCCCACUGGGUGUAUUCCAGCAAGUCAUGACUUGCUCUACUUGUGGUGGGACUGGAGAGUUCUCCACCCCUUGUAACACAUGUAGAGGGGAUGGCCGCGUGAGGCGGACUAAGAGGAUCGGUUUGAAAGUUCCAGCUGGAGUAGACUCUGGUAGCCGGCUGAGGGUCCGAUCAGAAGGGAAUGCUGGAAGAAGAGGUGGCCCUCCUGGAGACCUAUAUGUAUUUAUUGAGGUUCUCUCUGAUUCUGUGCUCAAGCGGGAGGGGAAUAAGAUAUUUUACACAUGCAAGGUAUCAUAUAUUGAUGCAAUCCUUGGGACCACAGUUGAGGUGCCAACAGUAGAUGGAAUGGUGGAUCUGAAGAUCCCAGAAGGGACCCAGCCAGGCACUACACUGGUGAUGGCAAAGAAGGGAGUCCCCUACCUUGGGAAGCCAAAUAUUAGGGGUGAUCAGUUGGUUCGGGUGCAGGUGGAGAUUCCAAAGAGACUGAGCAGCGAAGAGAGGAAACUGAUCGAAGAGCUUGCAAAUCUCAGUGAGGCCAAGACUGCAAACAGUCGGAGAUAGUUGAGAGAUCACUUUAUCCUCUCAUAAAUUUUGGAUUUAUUUGAUCUCCCACUAGGCUUGUGGUUUCUUAAACAAGUGUUAUGCCAACCACUGAUACAAGGGGGGAAUUCAGACAAUGAGUUUGGGACAUUCUCGGUAUGGUAUACAUUUUUGUUGCAUUAGAUGAUUUAGAAAGAAAUGAAAUAGGGUAGAAAAGUUGGGGGUUGUUGGAGAGACCCAGUCAUGCCUGUAUUUAAAGUUGAGGUAUUUUGGUAAUUUGAUAUGUUCCUGUUAGAAUUU